This is a messenger RNA of Pistacia vera, 2067 nucleotides long. RefSeq names its product BAG-associated GRAM protein 1. NCBI's taxonomy places the organism in Eukaryota, Viridiplantae, Streptophyta, Magnoliopsida, Sapindales, Anacardiaceae. The transcript has 19 exons. The record is from RefSeq and is a predicted model, not a curated record. The coding region runs from base 151 to 1923 and encodes 590 amino acids.
UUCGCCUCUCCAACGGUCCGAGGACCAAUUUAUGCUCUUGACUAUCCUUUUUCUUUCCAAUUUUCUCGUGAAACAAACUGGGAAAACUCAAAAACCCUGGGAGAGAGUAUAGUACGAGGAGCUGAGUUUAGACUGACGGCGACUACGGAGAUGAUGGUGAUGAUUGAAACGGCGGUGGAGGUUCUGGUGCCGUCAUGGUGGGAGGUGAAGGUGACGGUGGCGGCGUCGCUGUUCGUGAUCUUCGCGUACUGGUUUUUCUCGAAUAAAGCGGAGGAUUUCGGCCUUGAUCGAACGCUGGGUGCCGAGAUUGCUUCGACUGAGGCCAUGGACGACGCGGACAAGAUAGCCCAAAUGAAAGGAGAUUCUCAAACCGAUUCUGCAUAUUUAAUUAAGUUGGAAUUGUUGGCAGCUAAGAAUCUUAUUGGUGCGAACUUAAAUGGGACAUCAGAUCCUUAUGCUAUGAUCACUUGUGGUUCAGAAAAGCGGUUCAGGAUUGGAUCCAAAUGGAUACAAUACUCAGGGUACACCCCUCUCCUCAAGUUAAAAAGACAUGAUGAGCUUCCUGCCCAGAUUAUUGUGACAAUAUAUGACUGGGAUAUAAUUUGGAAAAGUGCUGUUCUUGGUUCAGUGACUGUAACAGUUGAAAGUGAAGGUCAAACUGGUGCAGUAUGGUAUGCAUUAGAUAGCCCUUCUGGGCAGGUUUGUCUCCAUAUUAAAACAGUAAAACUCUCUGGAAGUUCUUCCAGGGUCAUGAAUGGGUAUGCUGGGGCUAAUCCUAGAAGAAGAGCUUCUUACGAUAAACAAGGGCCAACAGUGGUACAUCAGAAGCCAGGGCCUCUGCAAACAAUAUUUAAUCUCCUUCCGGAUGAGGUUGUUGAACGUAGUUACUCAUGUGCACUUGAGAGGUCAUUCUUGUAUCAUGGCCGUAUGUAUGUCUCUGCAUGGCACAUAUGCUUCCAUUCUAACGUGUUCUCAAAGCAAAUGAAGGUGAUUAUACCAUUGGGAGAUAUUGAUGAGAUACGUAGGAGUCAGCAUGCAUUCAUUAAUCCUGCUAUAACAAUUAUUCUUCGCAUGGGUGCUGGUGGGCACGGUGUACCUCCUUUAGGGAGCCCUGAUGGUAGAGUCAGAUAUAAAUUUGCAUCAUUUUGGAACAGGAAUCAUGCAUUGAGAGCAUUGCAACGGGCAGUAAAUAACUACCAUGCAAUGUUAGAAACUGAGAAGAAGGAGAGGGCAGAAUCGGCACUGCGUGCACAUAGUAGUUCUAUCAGAGGUAGUAGGAGACAGCCUAAGGUUCCUCAAGAUAAUGUGUCCAAACCUGAAAAGACUCAAGCAUUUAUCAAAGAAGAGGUUCUUCUUGGUAUACAUAAUAGUGUUUUCCCUUGCACAGCGGAACAGUACUUUACUCUAAUUUUGAGCGAUGAUUCUAGUUUCACAAAGGAGUACCGCUCACAACGAAAGGAUACUAAUCUUAAUAUUGGACAGUGGCAUGCGGCAGAUGAAUACGAUGGUCAAGUUAGAGAGAUCACAUGUAGAUGUCUCUGUAACAAUCCCAUGUGUCCCCCAGACACAGGCAUCUCUGAGUAUCAGCAUGCAGUCCUAUCACCAGAUAAGAAAACACUUGUUUUUGAGACGGUACAACAGGCACAUGAUGUUCCAUUUGGAUCUUACUUUGAGGUUCACUGUCGGUGGCACCUUGAGACCAAUUCUGAAAACACAUGUACUUUAGAUAUUAAAGUGGGUGUACAUUUUAAGAAAUGGUGCGUGAUGCAAUCCAAAAUUAAGUCAGGGGCUGUUAAUGAGCACAAGAAAGAGUUGGAGGUGAUGUUAGAUCUGGCACGUGCAUAUGUUAAGGCGCGUACUUCCGGUGGUGAGUCAAAUAAGCCGUUGCCGUCGCCCUCUUCUACUGUGACACAAGAUUUGUAACUAAUAUUUGAUUAGCUUAUUUUUUGGUUUAGUGUUAUUGUAGUGUUCUCUUGCAAUCGGCCUCGAUCUUUUUGUUCUUCAUUCUCUGCUUAGAAAUAGUGUGUGCUGCUUUAAUGCUCUUUAAUGUUAUAUCAAUUUCUUUUU